Molecule: messenger RNA, 8982 nt
Organism: Sceloporus undulatus (fence lizard)
Lineage: Eukaryota; Metazoa; Chordata; Lepidosauria; Squamata; Phrynosomatidae
Gene: PDGFRA
Product: platelet derived growth factor receptor alpha
Exons: 23
Coding region: 1755-5021 (1088 amino acids)
Biological process (GO): protein phosphorylation; embryonic cranial skeleton morphogenesis; platelet-derived growth factor receptor signaling pathway
Cellular component (GO): signaling receptor complex
Molecular function (GO): ATP binding; platelet-derived growth factor binding; platelet-derived growth factor alpha-receptor activity
Source: RefSeq, a predicted model, not a curated record
UAGGGUUGACAUAAGUCGGAGCUGGCUGGCACAAAACAACAACAAAUACACACAGGUGUGGGCUGUUAGUUCAAUUGCCUUUUAAGUAUGUGAAGCACGGCUGGUUUGAGCUUUGGUUUCUAUUAGUGAACUGCUUUUUCUGAUCUUAAUGUUUCUAACAAAGAUUAUGAUUCAAUAGCAGUUGCAGAUGGCAGAUCACAUUUCCAUUCGCUGUGCGCUUCACAGUGAAUGGAACCAGCAAGUCAUGUCAUAAACCUACAUUAUAAGAAGAUUUUGGAAGGAGGAAAUAUAUUACAAAAUGUUGGCUCUGAUACAGCACUUGGAUUUUAUUUUGUUACUUAGGGUUUUAAAAAUGAAUAACAGGAAGGAUAAUUUUUACCCAAAAGGACAAUAAAUCCAUCAAUGAGGUUAGAAAAAAGUGAAUGAUCUUAAUUGUACUACCAUUGGGGCUGCAAUUCCCUGCACAUGUAUUGGAGAUUAAAAUCCAGUGGAAGUUACUUCCAAGUAAAUAUGUAUAGGAUUGUGCUGCAUAUUGCAAAACCUUAGUCAGAUUUUUAUUCUGGCUCCUGACAUGUAAUUUCUCUCCCCGUGUCUGAAUCAAAACCCUCAGUGCUUUCCAGUCCGUCAAUCAUCAGAUGAGACAUUUGUUGGAAUCUCUUUCCUUCCAUCCUAAAUAUAGACCAGGAAAGGGAUUUUCAUAUGCUUUAGCCUAAACUUGAGCCUAGAAAAGUUUCUUUUUUGGAGCAAAUUUGUGAGAAUCCCACAACUGGCAGGCUCACUGGCCAUAUUAGCUGGGUGGUUCUUGGAGUUGAGGUCCAGGAAAAUUGUGUUUCUAAGCUCUGAAUCCAGGUGGGGUUUACAUUGUAAUAGUAAAACCCUCAAUAAAAUGUCGCAGCGGGAACUAGUCCCUGUUCCAAAUUUCAGUCAUGUUGUUUGAUUCUCUGAGAUGGUUUAGUGCUCCCCCAAAUCUGAACUGUCAGUCAAUAUUCCCUGGAUAAUAAUAUAGUAUGCUCAGUCCAGUUUUGGAAUGACCUCCUACAUUUUUUAUUCAGACAUUUGCCCAACAUGUAAAAGUGAGCCAUUACUCUGUUAUCAUACCAACCUGACUGCACCUGAUACCUAGGGAUAAAUUCUGUCUGAAGCCUUGUAUAGCCAUGUCACAGAGUUGACAGUACUGGGAGAUAGAUGGACCAAUGGAUCAGUAUCAGCAUCAGAUCGCUUCCUGUACUCCUGUGGGACAUAACACUAUUCUUUUUGCUUUUUCACUUUGUUUGCCUGAUUCCAUACGAACUCUCUUUUCUCUUACUGUCCCUUAAUCAAUAUCUUUCUUGUUUAACAAAGCUUUUGGAGUUUUAGUUUAAUAUUGUUUUAUUAUCUUGCAUAUCUUGACGAUAUGUAUUUGUCACUUUGCUUUAUUUAUACAGUUAUGUAUUGUUUCUGUAUUAUAUUUGGACAUUCUGUGUUAUUAUUGUACUGUAUAUUUUUAUAUUUGCAUUUCUCCUCCAUGUGCACAUGUGUGUAUUUUAAAUUGUAUGCCUUUGGUAGGGCUGCCUGUUUUUUAUAGUAUUUCAAUAGCACGAUAUAAAGAGGAGGAAGAAGAAGACAGCUCUAAAAGUUUGGGCUUCUAAAGACACUCAUUUUCACUGAGCUCUGUGGGCUUCUCAAAGGAUUGGCCUGCAAGUAGAGAGGGCAGAAGCUGUUAGAAGCUAACAAAUGGCAGAAAGGAAUGGGCAUUCUUCCAAGAUCUCACCAUCAUGAUGGACCCUUCUAAAAGGACAUACCUGAUCGUGGGCUGCUUCUUGGCAGGUCCAUGGUUAGCCUCUUGCCAGACUUUGUUUCCUACUAUUCUUCCAAACAAAGAUGAAAUGGUGGUGCAACUGAAUUCUCCCUUCACCUUGAAAUGUUCUGGAGACAGUGAAGUAAACUGGCAGCAUCCGAUACCUGAAGACAACAAUACUAUAGACAUCAGAAAUGAAGAAAACAAUAGCGGCCUUUUUGUGACGGUGCUGGAAGUGAAAAAUGCUUCUGCUUCUCAUACGGGAUUGUACACUUGCUACUACAAUCAUUCCCAAGAAGAAGAAGGGGAGGUUGAGGGAAAGGAUAUCUAUGUCUAUGUGCCAGAUCCAGCUGUCCCUUUUGUUCCUACCUCCCCAGAAGAUUUGUUCAUUGUCAUUACUGAGGAAGACGAGUCCACCACUAUCCCUUGCCGCACAAGCGACCCUAACGCGCAAGUAACUUUAACAAACAGUGAGGGGAAAGUCAUGUACGCCUUUUAUGACAACAGACAAGGCUUCAUUGGAAACUUCUCUGCAGGCUCCUAUACAUGCAGGACCACUGUGAAGGCAGUGGAGUUCCUGUCUGGUGAAUUCUUUGUCUACGUUUACAAAGCUACUUCACAUCUUCAGGUUGAAGUUGAAUCCCUUAAGACUGUGUAUAAAACAGGAGAAACUAUUGUUGUAUCUUGUGUGGUCUUGGAGAAUGAAGUUGUGAACUUGCAAUGGAAUUAUCCAGGAAAAGUGAAGAACAAAGGGAUCAUUUCACUUGAAGACAUCAAAGUGCCAACCCAGAAGUUGGUUUACAACUUGACCAUUCCAGAAGCUUCAGUGAAGGAUAGUGGAGAUUAUGAGUGUGCAGCUCGGCAUGUGACCAAAGAUUUAAAGAAAGCUAAAAGAGUAGUCAUCACAGUUCAUGAUAAAGGGUUCAUUCAUCUGGAGCCCCAUUUUAAUCCCAUGGAAGCAGUCAAUCUCCAUGAAGUUAAAAACUUUGUAGUUGAUGUGCAUGCAUACCCAGAGCCAAGACUCUUUUGGCUAAAGGACAAUGUCACUCUGAUGGAGAAUCUCACCGAGAUUGUCACUAGUUCCAAGCAGAUCCAGGAGACGAGGUACCGGAGUGUAUUGAAAUUAAUUCGUGCCAAGGAAGAAGACAGUGGGUACUAUACUCUAGUAGCACAGAAUGAAGAUGAACUUCAAAGAUAUACUUUCUCUCUGCUCAUACAAGUACCAGCUUUAAUUCGAGACUUAGUAGAUAACCAUUAUGGCUCUGCUGGGCAGACAGUGAAGUGCUUGGCAGAAGGGACACCUCUUCCUGAUGUUGAAUGGCUGGUUUGCAAAGACAUUAAAAGGUGCAGCAAUGAUACUUCAUGGACUCUCCUGACUAACAAUAUUUCUGAUAUUACUAUGGAGACACAUCUGGAUGAGAGAAACAUGAUAGAGAGCCAGGUGACUUUUCAGAAGGUGGAAGAAACUUUGGCUGUUCGAUGCAUGGCAAGGAAUGACCUUGGAACUGUGGCACGGGAACUGAAGCUUGUAGCUCCCACUUUAAGAUCAGAGCUGACUGUGGCUGCUGCGAUCCUAGUGUUGCUAGUGAUUAUAAUCAUUUCGCUGAUUGUCCUGGUUAUCAUAUGGAAACAGAAACCGAGAUAUGAAAUUAGAUGGAGAGUCAUUGAAUCCAUCAGCCCAGAUGGCCAUGAAUAUAUAUAUGUGGAUCCCAUGCAACUGCCCUAUGACUCAAGAUGGGAAUUUCCUAGAGAUGGAUUAGUUCUGGGCCGAAUUCUUGGCUCUGGAGCUUUUGGGAAAGUAGUUGAAGGAACUGCCUAUGGAUUAAGCCGGUCACAGCCUGUGAUGAAGGUGGCUGUGAAAAUGUUGAAGCCCACUGCACGAACCAGUGAAAAGCAGGCUCUCAUGUCUGAAUUAAAGAUAAUGACCCAUCUUGGACCCCACUUGAACAUAGUCAACCUGUUAGGAGCGUGUACAAAAUCAGGUCCAAUUUACAUCAUAACAGAAUACUGCUUUUAUGGAGACUUGGUGAACUACCUGCAUAAAAACAGGGACAACUUUCUGAACCGACACCCUGAAAAGACAAAAAAAGACUUGGAUAUCUUUGGGAUGAACUCAGCUGAUGAAAGCACUAGGAGCUAUGUCAUCCUGUCAUUUGAAAACAAUGGUGAAUAUAUGGAUAUGAAGCAAGCAGAGACAACACAGUAUGUGCCAAUGCUAGAAAGAAGAGACAGGUCAAAAUACUCCGACAUCCAAAGGUCUCUGUAUGAUAGACCUGCAUCAUAUAAGAAAAAAUAUCUGUCUGAACAAGAUGUUAUCAAUCUCCUUUCAGAUGACAACUCAGAAGGCCUUAGUUUGCUGGACCUACUGAGCUUUACCUACCAAGUUGCCCGGGGAAUGGAGUUCUUAGCAUCUAAAAAUUGUGUGCACCGUGAUUUGGCAGCAAGGAAUGUCCUCCUGGCUCAAGGAAAAAUUGUGAAGAUCUGUGACUUUGGUUUGGCUAGAGACAUCAUGCAUGAUUCAAAUUAUGUCUCCAAAGGCAGCACCUUCCUUCCAGUGAAGUGGAUGGCACCUGAGAGCAUUUUUGACAACCUGUAUACAACAUUAAGCGAUGUUUGGUCUUAUGGUAUUCUGCUCUGGGAAAUAUUUUCUCUUGGUGGCACCCCGUAUCCUGGCAUGAUGGUUGAUUCUACAUUCUAUAACAAAAUCAAAAGUGGCUAUCGAAUGGCAAAACCUGACCAUGCUACCAGUGAAGUGUAUGACAUCAUGGUGAAAUGCUGGAACAGUGAACCUGAGAAGAGACCUUCUUUUUACCACUUGAGUGAAAUAGUUGAGAAUCUUUUGCCUGGAGAAUACAAGAAGAGUUAUGAGAGGAUUCACUUGGACUUCUUGAAGAGUGACCAUCCUGCUGUCACACGCAUGAGAGCAGACUGUGACAAUGCUUACAUUGGUGUCACUUACAAAAAUGAAGACAAACUGAAGGACAGGGAGAGUGGCUUUGAUGAACAAAGACUCAGUGCUGAUAGUGGCUACAUCAUCCCUCUGCCAGAUAUUGACCCUGUAUCAGAAGAUGAACUUGGCAAAAGGAACAGGCACAGUUCCCAGACCUCUGAAGAAAGUGCCAUUGAAACUGGAUCCAGUAGUUCUACGUUUGUCAAGCGAGAGGAUGAAACCAUUGAUGACAUCGACAUCAUUGACGACAUUGGCAUGGAUUCCUCGGAAUUGGUUGAGGACAGCUUCCUGUAAUUCUAAAGAAAGUGGUGGACAUCGUUUGAGCUGCGUGAAAUGGAAAGCAAAAGCUCAGUGCAUAACUCAUGGACUUUUGACUCCGUAAGGGAAACCACUUUAAAAUAAAUGAUAGAGGCUUGUGCUGCCAAAUGACCUCACAAGGGACACAGAUGCCUCGUCUGCUUUGUGAAACAACAAAACCAAGUAUUUGGAAUCUGGUUUUGAAGUAUGUCAGUAGCAUCUCAGUAUUGUUUGCAGUUUUAAUAGGCAGGUGGAUAAAGGAAAAGGCCAUGGACAAUUCAGUUUGUGUUUCAAGGGCAUUCACAACUCGGAUAAUAUUUCCACUAUGGUGAAACACCAUCAAUGAAACUAUAGAUAUACCUGUCCUUACCAGGAUGUUUUGUGGAAUAUGCCUUUUUAAAAAAAAGACCACUCAAGAUACUUUUUUUUCUUCCUUCACUCUCAUUAUAAGCUGCUGUUGAACUAUGACAUGAGAUGAAGUACAUGUUAAAAAAGAAACCACUUUUGAAACUCAAAGGGAUUGGUACUAGGUAAUGUUUUACCUUUUCGCAGCUAAUGCAAACAAAAGGGAAUGAAAAUAAUUUCCAAACCUUAUACAAUAGCUUAGUAAAUGAAGUGAGAUUCUUCGUAACCAUAUAGGAAUAGCUGUUACCUAUUACUACUGUUCUUAGUAUCACUAAGUAUAGUUUACAACUACUCCUUGUUGUACAUUAAAAACACAAUACGUAAAAACUUUACUAACAAACUAAAACAUUUUAGAUUUAAAGGUUUACAACCAAGAACUCUUCUGUUUGACUGUUAAUGGUUUUGGUAAAUUAAAAGUAGUUUAGGAAGUAGGAAAAGCUAACUUAUUCCAAGGAAUCCAGAUGUAUUUUUCCAUCCUUAGUAGAGUGGCUUUGUUAAUACAAUGGAUUGAUAUGCUAGUGAAUCCUCCUUUGAUUCAGCAGAACUCUUAAAAAUCUAAAGUUUAUUUUUAGACUUCCAUUUGCAGCCAGGUUUCUCAAGUUAUUGUACAAUAGAUGUGUGUGGCUAAUCAAUCAAUAGCAAGGCUGCUUGAAGCAUUUAAAAAAUACACUGCACAUCUGAAAGUUUGUUUUGGGUUUACAUGUGGCAAAUUGAUUUGAUACACCAAAUAGUCUUUCUGAAAAAGCUUCUUUCUGAGCCUAUGAUUUCAAAUUAUGUAUGUAGCCACUUUGUGUGUGUCCCUGCACACACAAAACUUCUAGUUUUAGCAUUGGAUUUUAGCAGAAGUGUAACUGGAUCCAGCUGUCUUUGUCAAGUUCCCCUAGUUGUCAAAAGGAGAAGUCUUUUCAACUGCUCCAAUGGGCAUUGACUCUGGGAGUACAGCAAUUCUAAAGGCCUUCCCAUGCAUUACACAUGGGGGAGCACUGUAUGCACACUUAAGACAUUGGAUUGGCUGCACCUCUCUCCUGUAUUUUGCAAAACCUCUCUCUUUAUAAUAUGGAAAAUGGUCCUGGGCACCAUUUUAGCUAUUUUAAAGCACGAAUUUCAUAGCUGUCUUUCCUUUACCUGCAUUACUUAUUAUAUUGUAUCUUUGACAAAAUUGUUUUAUGCUUUAUAGUGAAAUCCUGGUCAUGUUUACUCAAAAGUAAGUCCCUUCUUGCUUACUGAGACUUAUUCACGGCCAAACAAGCAUGGUAAUGCUGUGAUUUUGUCAGAGUCUGGAAAUCAUGAACUGAAAUCAGUCUGUAAAAAAGAGAGACUUGGACAGUAUGGUGCACAAGAAGAGAUUAAUUCACUGCUUAAUUAUUAUGGAGACAUGUCAGGGUGUAAACCUGCUUAGAAGUAAAGCACUAUUAGCACAAAAUCUAUUUCUUAAUUUUAAAUAUGCAGGUGCUUGGCUGAUCUUAGCACUACACAUGUGCCACAAUGCAGACCUGGUAGUGAAGCUAUGUGCCAGAGUUAAUUCCUUACAUUAACUUAGGGCCUGAACAGACAGGCCAAAAUAAAGCUGCUUUAGGUCACUUUGGAGAUAUGCUAUUUAAAUGACACAUGCAUCUUAAGAGGCCAGAAGCUGCACUCUAGUCCUUCGGACUGGAGUGUGGCUUUGGCAUGGCUUCCAGAUUCUUAGGACUCAUGCAGCAUGUAAACAGCAUACAUCCAAAGUGAGAUGAAGCAGCGUUAUUUUGGCCUGUUUGUUGAGGCCCUAAGACUUACAUAAAUCCAGACCAGGGUGGAGGCCUCUGAAUUUCCUGUGAAAUCUGUGGUUCCUAGUUAUUUCUUUAGUGCAGCAUGCAUGGUCAUCAGUUGCCCAGGGUGAGUAACCACUUGGAACAAUACAACAUUUUAUGUUACAAAUUGAUUUACCAAUUAUUACAGCUGUGGCUGAAUAAUUUACUAAUGCAAUGGUUAAAAAACUAACGUAUGAAUAUAACAUGUGCUAGUGUUAGUGCUGAUGCUGAACUCUGUAGCAGAUGAUGAGAUGAUGAAGAGGAUUAAACAAUGCAAUGAAAGUCAGUGCUUUGGGCUGGGCCAGUGAUGACUCAAUGAAUAAUUAAUCACAACUAAAAAUGAGCUCCCAAGUGAUGCUUUGGUGAGAUGUAUGGAGGAGACCAAUUUGUUCCACACAAGCAUAGGGAAUGAUCCUGCCUUAAGCUCUGAAAGUCUAACUGAUUUUAGGGGAGAUGUUGGUUAUAUCAAGCCCUUCUAGAUACCGAGACUUUGCAGUAUCUCUACUAAACCAAGUUCCAUUCACUGUAACUCUGUUACUGCAUUGGAUAGAAAGAUCCAUUAUAGCCUUCCUUGCAGAUGUGUUCAGCAAGUGGUUUCUCAUGCCUUCCUGCACAUAGUCCAGGCUGUCACCUGUUUUGUAGACCUUCAUGUUUUAUAGGCCACGAAAUCAGCAAUGAUAUUCUUGCAUUGUUUCCUCUUCUUGUUGUUGUCUCUAUUCUGUGAUCAUGUUAAUCGAAAAUGUGCAUAACUUGCUUUCUAUGUACAUAGUUCACAUUGCCUACUUUGAAAUACCCAUCUCUUCAUUCUAUAUGCUGUCAACGGAAUACACAUUUCUUUCCUUUCUGCAUAACAGUGGAGAGGGGAUUGUUCAUCACUAUCUGCUCUUUCAUGUGUCAUGCACAACAUCUUUUGGAAUGUAACUAUUGCUGGAUUGGGACCAAGCUCUAGGUAUGGACCAAAGUAAUGAUUAGAUUUGCCAUAUUAUGGAAAUUACAUUUCUUACAAUACUGCAAUGGACUGCACAUUUGAAAACUUUAGAAAGACAAUACAUUAAUGUAGGAGGUACCUCUUGUGCUAAGGCUGCAAUCCUACAUCCAUUUACGGUACUUUUCAGUGGAUAUAUAGGACUGCACACUUAGCUGUUUAAUACUAGCCUGGAAAACAUCAACAACCUUGGAUGAUAAUACUUUAGUGACUGUCUGAUGUUAUUUUUACCUACUGUUUACUCCGUUGUGGGUCAGUAUUGAGAGAGAAGAAAACCCAACUCCUGUCUGUUCCACAUUCUCAUGAUGACAAUCGAAUUUUGCCUGUGAAACAUGACUUUCCCCAUUUGAAUGGUCAACCCUAAUCCUUUAAAUGUGGUCUGCAAAUGUAUAAAACAGUCCUAUGAUAUAAUGAAGGACAUAAGAUGAGGUGAUGUUAUACAUCAAUAUGUAUAUAUGUAUUUUUAUAUCGACUUUGAGGAGUACUGCGAAAACAUUUAUGACAAGCUGUAUCACUGCCUUUGUUUAUAUUUUUUUUACUGUGAUAUACUCCACAGGCACGCUAACUGUUGCACUUUUAAAUGUCCAAAAUCUAUAUUUUAGAAUGAUAAAAGUGAGUAAGAGAGUCCAAGGUGAUGGUAUUGUGAAGUAUGAGAAGAACAAGCUAGAAUGAGUUACUAUAGGUACAAAAUGUAAUGCAAAUGCCCCCGUUCUUAUUUUUGUCUUUUAAAAAACAUGUAAAUUAAGAUCUUUAUAUUUCAAUAAAUGAUAUAUAAUUUAAA